AUGCCUCCCGGCCCUCCCCCAUUCCCUGGACCCGGAGGACCAGGGGGCCCGGGGGGACCAGGGGGCCCGGGGGGACCGGGGGGACCAGGGGGACCAGGGGGACCCGGGGGACCGGGGGGAUUCAGAGGGCGAGGGGGAAGGGGUCCGCCAGGGCCGAGAGGGAUGGGGUUUAUGGGUGGGCCCAGGGGACGGCCGGAUGGGCCGCCACCGCCUUUCCAUGGCGGGCCUCCUCUGCCUGCUCCUCCCCGCGCGCCCAUGAACGGCCCGCCCACGCCGUUUGGCCCGGAAGAAGGCCCGUUUCCCCCGUUCAGUGAGCCUGGUAAGGGCCCUAUGCCCCGCCACAUGGGCCCGCGCAUGGGGCCUGGUCCUGGCCCGAAUGCUGGCCCGAACUUCGGCCCUAACAUGCCCCCCGAAUUUGGUGGCAACAUGGGUCCAGGUGGCAACAUGGGUCCAGGUGGCAACAUGGGUCCAGGUGGCAACAUGGGUCCAGGUGGCAACAUGGGUCCAGGUGGCAACAUGGGUCCAGGUGGCAACAUGGGUCCAGGUGGCAACAUGGGUUCUGGGCCGGGCAUGAGUCCAGGGCAUGGCAUGGGGCCUGGUGGUGGGCCUAAAUUCGGACCUGGUGGCCCGGGGGGGGCUCCCCCUGCUGCUGAUAGCCCUUUCCAGGGGGCCAUGCGGGGACCGCAUGGGGCGUGGCAAGGCAGGGACGGCGGUGGUGGUCGAGCGAGAGGGGUGGGUGAGGGGAACGAUGGAGAGGCGGGUGAUAGGGGAGGAGCAGCACAGGGGGGAGGGGCGGCGGCAGCAGCAGUAGGAGGAGGAGCAGACGGAGUGGUGAGCAGCAGCAGGGAUGGGGCAGCAAGAGAAGGUGUUGGGCGUGGCGGUGAUGUUGAGUCGGAUGGCCGGAUAGACAGAUUCGAGCGAGGAGGUAGUCUGGACAAGGAGAAAGGCGAUGCAGGAGGUACAGCAGAUGGAGCAGCAGGAGCAGCAGCAGCAGGAGCAGGAGCAGGAGCGGGCAUGUAUAGGUCAGGGGUGAAACCGUCUAUCCAGUGGGUGACCAAGGUUGAGAAGGUGCCUGUUGGGGCUCCCAUGGGCGCAGGUACAGAACCGGGAGCAGCAGCAGGCGCAGCUGAAGGGCCGUUGCAGCAAGGACCAGGGGGAAUGCAAGGCUCGUCAGCAGCAGUGGCAGGCGCAGCAGGGACAGCAGGAGCAGCAGGGCAAGCAGGGGGAAUACAGGGACCACAGAGCCACAUGUCUGCCAUCACACCAUCCAAUGGCCCAUCCACUGGCCCUCUGAAUGGCCCGCCUAAUGGCCUUUCCAAUAGGCCCCUCCCCACCGGCGCUUCCAGCGGACCCACCAACAGCUCCGUCCCUGGUGCUGCGGAUGUGCCUGCUGCUUCCCCUGGCGCCCCCGCCUCUCUCUCUGGGAAUGCCCCAAUUGCGCCUCAAGGACCCCUGGGGCCCCCCAAUGGCCCUCCAGGCCCCCCUGGGCCCCAAGGCUGGGCGGGUGGGGCACCGUUUAAUGGCAUGGGCGGGCCCUUUCCCGGGGGAAGGGGGGGAGGGGGGAUGGGAGGGGGCGGGAUGGGCGGAGGGGGGAUGGGAGGGAGAGGGAUGGGAGGAGGGAUGGGCGGAGGGGGCAUGGGCGGAGGAGGCAUGGGCGGAGGGGGAAUGGGCGGAGGGGGAGUGGGAGGAGGGGGAAUGGGUGGAGGGGGCAUGGGCGGAGGGGGAGUGGGUGGAGGGGGAGUGGGCGGAGGAGGCAUGGGCGGAGGAGGCAUGGGCGGAGGGGGAUUGGGCGGAGGGGGAUUGGGCGGAGGGGGAAUGGGCGGAGGCGGAAUGGGCGGAGGAAACAUGGGCGGAGGAAACAUGGGCGGAGGAGGCAUGGGCGGAGGAGGCAUGGGCGGAGGAGGCAUGGGCGGAGGAGGCAUGGGCGGAGGGGGAAUGGGCGGAGGGGGAAUGGGCGGAGGGGGAAUGGGCGGAGGGGGAAUGGGCGGAGGGGGAAUGGGCGGAGGGGGAAUGGGCGGUCCAUUUCCCCGGGGUCCCCCUGGCGGGCCAGGGUUUGGGGAUGGGCCCCCGGGACCCCCGUUUGGGGAGUUUGACAAGCAGGGGGGCGGAGGAGGGUGGGGAAGGGGAGGCCCUGGAGGAGGGGGAGGGAGGGGGCGGAGGCGGUGCCUGUACUUCAACACACCAUCAGGGUGCAGGAAUGGCCCCCGGUGCACCUUCCUGCAUGAAGGGCCGGGACCCGAGGGAUUCGUGGGUGGCGGUAGAGGCGGAGGAGGCGACUGGGGUGGCGGGGAAUGGGGCGGUGGAGAGUGGGGUGGAGGUGAAUGGGGAGGUGGUGGGGGAGGCGGGAUGAUGGGGGGAGGUGGGGGUGGUCGUGGCGGGGGGAUGAUGGGGCCGGGGGGGAGAGGAGGGAGGAUGGGGGGUGGAGGGCGAGGGGGGAUGAUUGGUAGAGGUGGGGGAAGAGGCGGGCGGAUGGAUGAGAAUGGGGGAGACAUUGGCAUGGGUGGGGGGGAUGAGGGAGGCAUGGGGGGGAAUAUGGGGGGAACUGGAGGUCCUGGGGGUAUGGUUGGGGGAAGUACGGGUGGGGGGAAUCUGGGUGGAGCAGGGGGUAUGGGCAGAGGCGGGAAUAUGGGCGGAGGGGGCAAUAUGGGAGGAGGGAAUAUGGGAGGAGGGGGAAGCAUGGGCGGAGGGGGAAAUAUGGGUGGAGGGGGAAGCAUGGGCGGAGGGGGAAAUAUGGGUGGAGGGGGAAGCAUGGGCGGAGGAGGAAACAUGGGCGGAGGGGGAAGCAUGGGAGGGGGAGGAAACAUGGGCGGAGGGGGAAAUAUGGGCGGAGGGGGAAAUAUGGGCGGAGGGGGAAUUAUGGGCGGAGGGGGAAGCAUGGGCGGAGGGGGAAAUAUGGGCGGAGGGGGAAGCAUGGGCGGAGGGGGAAGCAUGGGCGGAGGAGGAAACAUGGGCGGAAGGGGAAGCAUGGGCGGAGGGGGAAAUAUGGGUGGAGGAAGUUUUAUGGGAGGUGGGGACUUUGGAGGAGGUAUGGGUGGAGAAUGGAAUGACGGGAACUGGGAGGGCGAGAACUGGGGGAAUCCUGCUGCCAUGGGUGGUAGGGAAGGCGGUAGGGCGAUGAUGGAAGGGGGCAUGACAUCAGGGCAGGGGGGUGCAGGCAAGGAGGAGGGCGGGGAGGAGGAGGGGGGCGGGGAGGUGACUUCAACUAUAAUUGAUGCUGUUGCUGCUGGAGGAGCAUUGUGUGCUAUCGUUUCAAGAAUGCCGCAUCUGAAGCUGGCCAAUGUGUGA
Closterium sp. Yama58-4 is the source of this 3285-nucleotide messenger RNA. NCBI's taxonomy places the organism in Eukaryota, Viridiplantae, Streptophyta, Zygnematophyceae, Desmidiales, Closteriaceae. The record is from the annotation of a GenBank genome assembly.